This is a messenger RNA of Musa acuminata subsp. malaccensis (wild Malaysian banana), 2178 nucleotides long. NCBI's taxonomy places the organism in Eukaryota, Viridiplantae, Streptophyta, Magnoliopsida, Zingiberales, Musaceae. The record is from RefSeq and is a predicted model, not a curated record.
AGCACAUGGGGUGGGAAGAUUAUCCAGAAUCUUUCAGUCGCAAUGCUACAGAUGCUGUCGCUGUGGUCGCUUUCCGCCUUCUGGCCUCAGCGGCCGCAUCUUGUCGCUCUUGUCUGCAGUCGGAGCGGUCUCUCACCGCUUCUCUCCCCACACUCGCAAAGGGAAGCCGCAGUUGACACCUUCAUGCAGUGGUUUCAUGGCGAGUACGUCCAAUCGGUCGUCCUUUCUGAAAUUAUGAGGCCAGUAUACUCUUUAGAUGCAUAGAAUUCUCUGACACACCCAACCACUCGGGCCAGUGCUGCUAAAUUGGAGGGGUGACAUCCCUUCCCUUCGCAAGAACUCGGCCUUCCUCUCUGCUGCUUCGUGGGAAGCAUAUGAAGCAGACGGAGGGGAGGAUGAGAAGGUAUGGAUCGCAGAGCAGCCCAGAGAGAACCAGACCUAGGACUGAGCCGCCGCCGCCGCCAGUACCGCAGCAAGGGAGGAAGGUCCCGGUGGUGUACUACCUCUGCAAGAAUCGCCAUCUGGAGCACCCUCACUUCAUCGAGGUGCUGCUCUCCUCCCCUCGAGGGCUCUACCUCAAAGACGUGAUCGAGAGGCUCAAUGCGCUGAGAGGAAAGCGGAUGGCCGCCAUGUAUUCGUGGUCUUGUAAGAGGGGGUACAAGAACGGGUUCGUUUGGCACGACCUCGGGGAGGACGAUCUCGUCCUCCCCGCCCAUGGCAACGAGUACGUGCUCAAGGGCUCCGAGCUCCUGGAUCAGUCUCCUCCAGAUGCGGCAUUCCAUGGUUUAGUUCGGCGCCACAAUGAAAUGAGCAAUCCGAGGUUGCAGAUCCAGAAUCAACGAGAAUCCCCUGUGAAUUCCUGUAAAGACCACGAAGAAGCUGCUUCUUCUUCUUCCUCCGUGGCGGUUGUGGUUAAGGAGGCGAAAACCUCUCCCGGAUUGCGGUCGCCGGCUUCACCACAUCCCCCUGCUACUACCCGACCGGAUGAGCUAUCGCCCACCACCAAUCGGUCGAGCUCCUCCGGCGAUUUCUCCCCGGAGACUGGCUGUAGAACCACCCCAUCGUCGGCAAUGGGCUCCCCGAGCCCUGCCGAGCACCACGUCCGCAGGCCCGCCGUAGUGCAGGAUGCCUCCACUCAAACCGACGAGCAAGGAGGGAGAAAAGCGUGUGGAAUUGCCGGUGUCUCGUUGGGUAAGGAAUCCAGCGAGACACACAACGGAACGAGUCCAUGUCCGACGGAGAGGCCUGAGAAUGUUGAGGCGUCAUAUAAUGCUGCUGCUGCUUGUUCUUGCGGGAGGACGAGCACGCUGGAGUCGCUGAUACGAGAUGAACCAAGCCAGAGGAAGGACUUGCGGAUCGUCGAGGACGAAGUUUUCAUCCCGUCCAGGGCGAAGCUGAAGGCAGCCGACAUGCUCGUGCAGCUGAUCACAUGCGGUUCGAUCUCCGUGAAGGACCAUUACAACUUCGGAAUCGUUCCAACCUAUAACCCAAGGUUCACCACCACCAUGAAGUCUCCCUCGCCGACGUUUCCGGGUUCGAUGAUGCUGGGAGAAAUGGACUGCUUCUCGGAAAGCCAGAGAGUGGUCGGACUGAGGCCGGAAGAGCAGAUAAACCUCGCUGAAACCAUCACAGAGUCGAACCAGGAAGAAAUGGAAGCAGAGAGCUGCAAGAUGCCUGAUUCAAGGAAGGAUGAAGAAGAAGGAACGGAUUCGUUGCAGUUCAAAUGUCUCCCUCGGGCGAUUAGAAUCGCGUCCUGCAAGCAGUCCAAAAUCGAGACGGUGAGGUCCCCUGCUUCAGGUACGAGGAUGCUCUCAUGGGGGUUCGACAUCGCCAAGUCAUCACCACUCUGCUCGUCCAAAGAUGGAAGCAAAUGGAUCACCGAUACUUCGUCGACAAAAGGAUCCUUCACUGGUUUCGAAUCUUUCAGAGAAGAGAGGAAGGAGAAGGUGAUCGAGCUUAAUGAAAGCCUACUUCUGGAGCUCGGGUUGUAAUCCGAUCGAGCUCUCCGUGACUGGACCAGUGAGGAACGAGGAUAUCUCGUUACAGCAUCCUGUCUCUCAUUCCACUGUCAGCGGUGUGUGGAAGAAAGCUCAUAAAUUCUCCAAUGGAUUCUUAGUUCUAUUUCAUUCGAUCGAUGACCUAUUUUUGAGUAUCAAUGGAUCAUUUCAACCAUUAUCA